GGCUUUAAUGCGCGUCUCUUUUCCCCAAACCCCCCAUUAAAACACGUUCAACAAUGGCGCAUUCUGAAACCCUCAUCCUCAUCUCCCUUACCUACACUCGCAUCAACCAUUUCCACUUCAACUUCAAUUCAUCCGUCUAAUCGCUCAUAUCUCCACUCAAUUUCAUCAUCAAUCAUCAACCAUAAAGAAACAAGUGUUCAAUUCAAUACUUGAACGGCUCAAUCUCAGUUUUCCACGGUGAACAGUUUUGGAUUCCGAUUCGAGGUUAUUAUUAGGGACGAAUAAGCAAAAUGGCAUCGUCUUUGGCUAAGUCGAAUAAAGGUUAUAGGAAGUCAGAAUCAAGAAAUAAACAUUCAUGGUGGUGGGAUAGCCACAUCAGUCCCAAAAACUCCAAAUGGCUAGCCGAAAAUGUCGAAGAAAUGGACCAAAGCGUCAAACGUAUGCUAAAACUCAUCGAAGAAGAAGGCGAUUCGUUCGCCAAAAAAGCCGAAAUGUAUUACCAGAAACGACCAGAACUCGUAUCGCACGUUGAAGAGUUUUACAGAAUGUAUCGGUCGUUAGCCGAACGGUACGAUAAUGUCACUGGCGAGUUGAGAAAAAACAUCCCCUCGGAUCUCCAAUCGCAAGGCUCGGGGAUUUCAGAUGUCGGGUCUGAACCACCUGUGAAUUAUUCUAACCCGCAGGCCCGGACGGGUACCCGGGCUGCGGGUUUUGAUGUUUUUCUGAAAAGCAGAGGGAGUAGUUCGGAUUUGGGAACCAAAGAGGGUGACGAAACGUCUACGUUGGAUUCGGAGUCGGAAUCGGACGAUUCGUCGGUUAAUAACUACUCGAGUGUGUCGACGAACAGUGAUCAUAAAGGGUUGCGUAAGAGAAUUGCGGAGUUGGAAAGUGAGCUUCGGAUGUUUCAGAUGCAACAAGAAAACAAGAUCAAGAACGAUGACAUUGUCGAAGAAUUACGCGUUCGAAAUGAGAAACUGGAAACCGAGCUACGAAAGUAUGAGUCGAUGACACCGCGGUCUGAUGACGUUAAAGAGGAAAGAAUCCGGGCUCUCGAAGUUGAUCUGAAAACGAUGAGGGAUAAGGUUAAUGAUUCGGAGGAUGAAGUGAAAAGAUUACGAUAUGAACUCGAGAACAACGGGCCUUCGAGUAAUCAUUUACAAGAAAAAGUUGUGGCGGCACAGAAGGAAAUCACGAGCUGGAAAUCGAAACUCGAGAAAGAAAAACGAGAAGUGUUGAAGCUUCAAGAUCGAAUCUCGAGAUACAAAACAAAUUUAUCGGAACGUGAUCGGGAAAUCCGUGCGAUGAGAGAAACAUUAUCGAAUGCGAACAAAACAUUAUCGGAAGAGAAUAUGCAGCUUCAAGAACAAGUUACAAAGCUUUUAAAAGAACGUGUGCUUUUAGACGAUACGUUAAAAGAAUGGGAACUGCGGUGUCAAAAUUCGGAUGAGGAACUCAGAAGGAUGAAGAUCGUAAAAGUCGAAAUGGAAGGUGAGAUCGAGAAGCUGAAGUUCGAGAAAAACGAGCUUUUGGUCAAAGUCAACGAGCUCGACCAAGAGUUGACUUCGAAAGACCGUCGAAUCGAUAGCUUAAGCGAGCAUCUGGACCAAUUACAUUUAGAACAUGUAGAGUUAGUUGACCGGAUUUCAAAGUCAAACAAGUCAAUAGAUGAGUUGACUUCUAGAAGCGAAGAACUCGAGAAAGAAAUAUCGAGGCAACGGGAAGUGAUUAAAGAAGGAGCGGAGGAGAAACGUGAAGUGAUACGACAACUGUGUUUUUCACUCGAGCAUUAUAGAGAUGGUUAUCAAAUGAUGAGACAAGCUUUCCUGGGUCAUAAUAAACGACACCCGGUGAUGGCAUCUUAGGAUUAAACGAGUCGGUGCAAGAUGAUCAUCGGGUUUUAAUAAUCAUCUGGUGGUGGUCUUUUCUUGGGUUUUGCUUCUGUUGGUAUUGUUUUGAGUGUGUGUGUAAGUAAAGGCUUGAAUGUGUUGAUAGAUUUGUGGUCUGUCAAUGUUUAAUCUUUAAUAUAUGCUUUUGUUUUGUCGAUCAUGUCUAUGGUAAGUUCCCGGUCGGUUUGAUCUAUGGGCUGCUGGUUUUGUUUUAUUGGUUAUUGUUGUUAUUAUAAACACGUUUUGGUUUACGGUUUAUACUAAAAACUGUUUUAUGAUCUGUAAA
Helianthus annuus (common sunflower) is the source of this 2172-nucleotide messenger RNA. RefSeq names its product protein NETWORKED 4A. The record is from RefSeq and is a predicted model, not a curated record. The transcript is spliced from 5 exons. NCBI's taxonomy places the organism in Eukaryota, Viridiplantae, Streptophyta, Magnoliopsida, Asterales, Asteraceae. Gene Ontology annotation, cellular component: vacuolar membrane. Bases 291 to 1862 code for a protein of 523 amino acids. Gene Ontology annotation, molecular function: actin binding.